UGUCAACAUAUGUGAUCGAUGAAAAUGCACCUCCUGUGGUGACGUUGCUGGUAGAGUGUAAACUAGUGUAACCACCGCACUUAUUGGUGUAAACCUAUAUAUAGAUAAUAGCUGUUGUUAGUUGCAUGCGAUUUUUUUAAUGUUGGAUACCAAAGACGCUUUAUUUAAUCUUUUGUUCCCGACUAAAUUGUGCAAUAAUGCCUAAUUAUAAUGAAAUUAAAACAUUCGUAUUUUUUGAUUUGGAAACGACUGGACUUAUACGAGGCAAAAUAAUGCCUGGUAUUACAGAAAUUUCUCUGAUUGCUGUGUCUCGAGAGGCUAUUUUAGAAAAAAAUGGAAAGCUGCCAAGAGUUUCACAUAAACUUAUUAUGCCGAUCAAUCCAAAAAAAACUAUUCCUGAUAUAGUAACUAAUAUUACAGGACUUUCCGCUAAGAAUUUGGCCAAUGUAAAACCUUUUGAAGUUGAAACAUUUGAACUCAUGAUGCAGUUUAUCGGCAGAUUAAUAGCGCCAAUUUGUUUUGUUGCACACAAUGGAAACAAUUUUGAUUAUAAAAUCAUCAUGCAAGAAUUUCAACAAAUUGAGAAGGCCAUGCCAAUUGAAGUUCUCUGUGUAGAUUCUCUAGAGGCUUUUAAGGAUAUUUUAUGCACAACGGAUUCAGAUUCUGAAAAUAAUGAUGACAGUAAGAAGGGGCAAGCUGCAGCAAAUUUGUCAGUGGACUAUUUCUCCUUAUUAGAGGAUGGUAUGGAUGAUACUUUAUGUAAAGCAGUAGAUAGAAUCCUAGAGUCAAGCAUAGUAAAUGAUGAACUUAAUACAUGUAAACAAUAUUAUUAUAGUAAAUCAUUAAAUGAUGUUAGAGUACAGAAUAAUUUUGGUAAUGAUGUUACUUAUUGUCAGUCAGAAAAUACUUUGCUGUCUGGUACAAAUGACGAUUUGCGCUGUACUUUAAAACAGAAAAAUGAAAAAACUCCACCUAAACAAAUAAUAUCCUUACGUAAAAUAAGGGCAGGUGCUAUUCCAGCACCACAUAAGAAAAUGAUCGAACCAAGAGUAUUGAGUUAUCCCCCUGAAGAUACAAAGAUAAGGCCAAAAAAUUUUAAACUACCUACUAUCUAUGAGUUCUUAUUAGGUAGCAAAUUGGAAAAUGCACAUAUGGCAGAAACAGAUUGUAAUGCAAUGUUGAAAUGUGUAAAUAUACUUGGAGAUAAAUUUGUCAAAUGGGCUGAUUCGAAUGCAGUCCCACUGAAUAUUUAUGGGAAUGUGUGUUCAUAAUAGUUAAGGUAUUUAUAAAUAAUUUAAUGAUCUUAGACAUCAGACAUUUCCAUAUGAAUGGAGUGCUUUUUAAAAAGCAUAAAACUAACAAAUGUAUAGCGUAGCCUCUCGCUAAGUGCGCAUGAACAUUUCCCCUCAAUCGGCCGGCGAUGCAAUUCCCUUACCUACAUUUCUUCGUGUAUGUACAGUCUCGUAGAUGGGCACAUAGCGAAAGGGUACUGUAUGCACAAAUAGGGAUGAUUAUACUGAUAAAUUAAUUCUAUUCUAAAUACUUAUAAUGACUAUACAAAUUACAGGCUUAUUAUUCAUAUUGACACAAUAGAAUGCUAGGCUUUGAAAAAAUAGUUUAUAUCAAAAACGUUUUGUAAUAAAAGUCAGCUAUACAAAGGCACAAGAUCAUGAUAAUCGAUUGGUUUUUCCAUGAAGAUAUUGAAAGACUGUAUACAGGGUGUCCCAAAAUUACCUGACCUAAGGGGUAUGACGGUGUUCGGAAGGCACCACUGAUCACGAAAAUGACCUUCCUUUUGUCCGGAAGUUCAUAGUUUUUAAAUGGGAGCAG
This is a messenger RNA of Cephus cinctus (wheat stem sawfly), 1830 nucleotides long. RefSeq lists its product as uncharacterized. The transcript has 4 exons. The record is from RefSeq and is a predicted model, not a curated record. Gene Ontology annotation, molecular function: nucleic acid binding; 3'-5'-DNA exonuclease activity. Bases 198 to 1271 code for a protein of 357 amino acids. Gene Ontology annotation, cellular component: cytoplasm. Lineage: Eukaryota; Metazoa; Arthropoda; Insecta; Hymenoptera; Cephidae. Gene Ontology annotation, biological process: DNA catabolic process.